Messenger RNA from Rotaria sordida, 618 nucleotides. The record is from the annotation of a GenBank genome assembly. NCBI's taxonomy places the organism in Eukaryota, Metazoa, Rotifera, Eurotatoria, Philodinida, Philodinidae.
AUGCUUUUUCGCAUUCAUCUUUGGGAUAGUUUAUUUGACAUUGAACCUAAUAAAACAGCACCUUUAUCAACAAAUUCGUUUGUUUUAUAUGAUAUGCGUUAUACUGCUCGAUAUUCAGAAUCAAGAAAUGUACUUUAUGUACCAGACUGUGAUCACUGGGGAGGUAUCAAUGAUCAGUUUGGUAUUACUGACUCUGCACUUUAUUCAGCUCUGUAUCCUGAUCGUGGUCGUCUAGAUGUAUUACGCUCUUUAUAUGCUUCUGCGCAUAAACUUCGAUUUCAUUUUCAUUCGGAAACAACACUACGAGCACGUGCCCAACAGCUGAAUGUUACCAUUAUCAAGCUACCGAUGUGCUAUUCAAAUAUUCGGUUGUAUCGACAACAGCCUUAUCUAUGUUCAUUUAUGAAACCAGUGGUAAAAACAGUAAAGGGAUAUGAAUGUUGUAAACAGUUCUGUAUUGAUAUUAAACAUCAUAUGCAACAACGAAAUGCAGCAAUGAACAAUUCUAUAACAUUAGAAGAAUAUACGAAGAAACUAGGAAUUUCACCAAAUGCCAGUAAUUUUUACUAUUUUCAUAUGAAAGAUCAAUGGCAUACUCCAUGUCUUCCUAUCGAAUAG